ACGCCAACAAUCAUCAUUCGAAUUUUGCACUGCCUGUACCGGUUUGCUAUAAUUUACUCUCGGAGUAAUUGAUAACCCCGAACGUCAUGUUAUCUCUUGGGGAAUUCCCUGCAUAAUCGUAACCGCACCGUAAGUGCCCGGCGUUCAGCAUUUCGAGUGUGAAUCUCAGCACGGAAAGACGUUUUGUUAGGAAGUGCACUUGCCUGCCAGUACGAUGGACCGAUCACUUUUGCUGAUAGUUUGCUGUUUUCUGGUUGUCGGAAUAGUCGUUUCAAACAACGUAGUGAUCAACUGUAGUGAUAAUAGCUGCCGUUUGUUAGGACAGGAUAUGGUAGCGAUUGCUAAUGAGUUAACCAAUCACCGGAGUGUUCGAGAUCUAGAUCUGCACGGAAAUUUGUUACAAAACUUCCACGCUAAUAUCCUCAUGCAACUAAAUAAUCUACAAUCUUUAAACCUAUCAUAUAAUUUACUGGAAGAAGAUGUGCUAACCAAUAUUCACAAUUCACAAUUGAAAUCAAUUGAUGUUACCUACAAUAACUUAUCCUUUGUAACUGUUCCACCUUCCGUGGAGCAAUUUUCGGCUGUACGAAAUAAAUUGUACUUUAUAACAGUGCCUUCUGGAAAUCGGUUAUCCAAACUAAUGCUAUCGAUGAAUAAGUUUGAAAAUUUGGAUAAUUUCCGAUCAAUGAAAUUACUAACUGAUCUGGAUUUAUCGUGUAACCGCAUCACGUCACUUGAUUUUCAAACUCUAACAACACUAAAAUCGUUGGAAUAUCUGAAUUUGGCUAACAAUUAUAUCAACACUAUAUCUGGAGCGCCCAAUCUUCCAAAGCUCAAACAUAUAGAUUUGUCAAACAAUUGGUUAGUGGAAGUGGACGUGAACUUCCAUGCUGCCGUUAAUUUAAAAACACUUCUGCUACAAAAUAAUAAGAUUGUCUUCUUCCCCGGAAAAAUCAACCCAUCGAUGAAAGAGAUGCAAUUGUUUGGAAAUGACUGGCACUGCCCAAGUUUGCAAAAAUUCUUGAAUGGAGCCCGUUUCAGCUAUGAAAGAGACCAAAAAUAUUGCCCGUCACCGGCAAAUGUCAACGGACUAUGCUGUUCAACACUAGAGUCACCGACGGCUGCUCGACUUAUUGAAUAUCGUCAGAACAAGUUCCGUGCUCUCCAAGAUUUUGAGAACCAGCCGAACCCCAACGUGCAGUGCAGUGAAGUCCAACGUGGACCCUGCGAUGGGGACGACGAACUAGUGUACACAAUCGCCAGUUCCACACUUAAGGUUUCACACUCUAGCUCAUUUGUAAAAUCUGAGCAAGAUAAUUUGAAAAGAAAACUGGUUCAGCAAAUUAAUCUGGUGACUCGAGCUUCGCAACACGCGGAAUUCUUGAAAGUAGAAAUAAAUAAAUAUGGCAAUCAACUAGACAGUUUAAAAGCCCUAAUCGACAGCGAAUAUCAGAAUACGAAUCUGAGUGGAACGAAUAAUUUCAUUGAAAAACUAAACAGCAUCUUCGCAAAAUACGAAGACACAAAUACCGAAGUGAAAGCACGCAUUAGGCAGGCAGAAACUGAAAAACAAAAAAAAAAGGAAGAAAUCACAAAGCUUAAUGAUGAGAAGCACACGAUAAGCAGCAAAAUGGAUCAAUUGAAAGCUGUGAUGGAUAAACGUAACAAAACCGUCAUCGAUUAUAACAAUAGAAUCGCCGUCCUGAAUAACAAGCUCAGUUUGCCUCAAACCAGCAACCAGCCAAUAUGACCAAUAUAUUUUCAUCUUAGGAUUAAAAAACACUUUUAAAACUGGAUUAUUUACUCACAUGAUAAUAUAUUACAUGAACUCAAUCUGUUCGGUAGCUAGCGGAGAGCGAA
Messenger RNA from Sabethes cyaneus, 1860 nucleotides. RefSeq lists its product as uncharacterized. The transcript has 2 exons. Gene Ontology annotation, cellular component: cytoplasm. Lineage: Eukaryota; Metazoa; Arthropoda; Insecta; Diptera; Culicidae. Bases 215 to 1750 code for a protein of 511 amino acids. The record is from RefSeq and is a predicted model, not a curated record. Gene Ontology annotation, molecular function: protein binding.